Molecule: messenger RNA, 1830 nt
Organism: Melospiza melodia melodia
Lineage: Eukaryota; Metazoa; Chordata; Aves; Passeriformes; Passerellidae
Gene: ARL4C
Product: ADP ribosylation factor like GTPase 4C
Exons: 2
Coding region: 227-889 (220 amino acids)
Biological process (GO): endocytic recycling; intracellular protein transport
Cellular component (GO): cytoplasm; plasma membrane
Molecular function (GO): GTP binding; GTPase activity
Source: RefSeq, a predicted model, not a curated record
GGCGGGGCGAGGCUCGGCAGUCCCGGCGCGCUGCCGCCGCGUGGAGCCGCGCUGCGUGUUCCCGAUCCCAUAUCCCAUAUCCCAUAUCCCUCAUCCCUCAUCCCCGAUCCCAUACCCCACAUCCCCGGUCCCGGCUGGCUCCGAGCCGCCCCGAGCCGUGCCCCCGCUGCGGGCCGGCGGCGCGGCGAUGGGCGCGGGGCUGUGAGCGCGGCCGGGAGCCGUGGCCAUGGGGAACAUCUCGUCCAACAUCUCCGCCUUCCAGUCCCUGCACAUCGUCAUGCUGGGCCUGGACUCGGCGGGCAAGACCACGGUGCUCUACCGCCUCAAGUUCAACGAGUUCGUCAACACCGUGCCCACCAUCGGCUUCAACACGGAGAAGAUCCGGCUCAGCAACGGGACGGCCAAGGGCAUCAGCUGCCACUUCUGGGACGUGGGCGGCCAGGAGAAGCUGCGCCCGCUCUGGAAGUCCUACAGCCGCUGCACCGAUGGCAUCAUCUACGUGGUGGACUCAGUGGACGUGGACCGGCUGGAGGAGGCCAAGACGGAGCUGCACAAGGUGACCAAGUUCGCCGAGAACCAGGGCACGCCGCUGCUGGUCAUCGCCAACAAGCAGGACCUGCCCAAGUCGCUGCCCGUGGCCGAGAUCGAGAAGCAGCUGGCCCUCCACGAGCUGACCCCUUCCACCACCUACCACAUCCAGCCCGCCUGCGCCAUCAUCGGCGAGGGGCUCACGGAGGGCAUGGACAAGCUCUACGAGAUGAUCCUCAAGCGCAGGAAGUCCCUCAAGCAGAAGAAGAAGCGGACAGACAAUAGUGGUGAUAACAAAGCGGCUCCCGCCAGCCGAGCCCAGAUCCCGGAGCUCCCCUCUCCCGUGCUCCUGAGGCUCUGAUCCGGACUCCCUUGGGCUGGAAACAUGGAAAACCGGGAUGGAUCCCCCCCGGGAUGAAUGAAUCCCCCCACUCUCUGCAUCUCCGGGACCGCCGCCGAGCCUUUGUGUGCCGGGGAGCCAGCAGGGCAGGACCCUGCUGGAGCGCGUUCGAGCGGAGCCCAGCGUGCUUCAGGAUCUCUAACGGGGGAUUUGGGGGCGUCGGUGCCAGCCCCCCCCCCCCCCCCCCGCAUUUUGGGGCGGGGGGUGAGGAUGAACUCGGCAAGGUCAGCGGGGAGGGGGCGUGCAGCCCUCAUCCCUGCAUCCCCGCGUCCCUGGAUCCAUCCCUGGGAAUGGAUCCCUGGAUUCCCCCCCUGGAUGGGGGCGUUGGACCAGCAGAAAAUGUCUUGGAGAGGGUGGGUGUGAUGGGUAAGGGGACACGCACCCACCCUGGUUGGUGUUUUAGGGUGCAGAGCAAGGACGGGCAGCCUUUGGCUUGGCGGGGAGGAUGCGACACUGGGGUGCCGAGCGGCUGCUGAAUGGUGCAGAGCGCUUUUGGCUCAAAAAAAAAAAAAAAAAAAAGGGUGGAAAAAGGACCCGAGGGUUUGGGGUGAGCGCUGCUGGGAGCCUUUUGGGGGGGGGGGCUUUGCAGGACCCCCGUUUCUCAGAGGCUCGGCGCUGUCGCCUUCUGCAGCAGAGCCCCCGCAGGUGGGCAUUGUCCAAGUGCUCAGGUGCGGCUUUGGAGGUGAUCCAAACCAAGGGUUACUUAGCAAAACCCCCCCAAAAAAAGGCAAAAAUCGGGGUUCUGCCCGCUGUGCUGCUCUGCAGUGGGGCGGGAGGCCAAGUCAGGGAGGGUCAUGGCAGGGCAGGAUGGAUGGAUGGACGGACAGACAGACAGAGCCUGCAAAAAAUCUCUCUCUGCUGGAAAGGGAAGAUGGCAGGGGGGUGUGGAGGCAUGGGGAGGG